GACGGGUCCAUCUUCGUGUCCAUCUCGAGUUUCCGGGACGAGGUCUGCCCCGACACGCUCGACAACCUCUUCGCGACGGCCGCGCGGCCGGACCUCGCGUUCGUGGGGCUGGUGCAGCAGAACUGCGACGCGGGGCAGCACGCGGCGUACGGCUGCAAGACGGCGGUCAUGCCCGAGGACAUGAAGGUCCACGAGAUGGGGCCCGACGUCGACUGUUUAGAAAAUUACUGCGCGCGGCCGACGGCCUACGGUCCCGCGUGCGGCGGCGGCCAGGUCCGCGUCGUCAAGUUCAACGAGUCCGAGACCUUCGGCCCGGUGUUCGGCCGCUACCUCGGGUCGCUGCUCUGGCAGGGCGAGACCUACUACAUGCAGGUCGACGCGCACACGACCUUCGCCAGGGGCUGGGACGACAUGAUCAAGGAGGACUACGGCCUCGCGCCCGCGAAAAAGCCCAUCUUCAGCCACUACCCGCCGUCGGGCCCCCAGAAGCCCGAGCUCCCGCGCUCCGGCAAGCACGCCUGGGAGGGCGCCGUCGGGCCCUGCAUGUGCGACGCGUCCUUCGCCGAGUACAACAUCGUCCGCCUCGGGGCGAUGCAGCGCUACCCCAUCAAGGAGACGUCGCCCGAGGGCUGCACCGUGGGGCCGCGGCAGCCCGACUGCCGCAAGGUGCCGCGCUUCGCGCCCUACAUCGGCGCGGGCUUCGUCUUCGCGUCCGCGAAAUUCGUCCAGGAGGUGCCCUUCGACCCCUACCUGCCCUUCGUGUUCAUGGGCGAGGAGCUCGACUUCUCCGCGCGGGCCUGGACGUCGGGCUGGGACAUCUUCUGCCCGCCGCGGUCCGUCGUCGCCCACGCCUACCUGCGGCCCCAGAAGCCCAAGUUCUGGGGCGCGCUCCAGCGGUCCAUCGGCGCGGGCACGCACAACUCGCUCCAGCAGUUCGUGCUGCCGCGCGUCAAGCACAUGGUCGGCUACCCGGAGGACGCCGACGCGGCCUCGCUCAAGGCGGCGACGCUCGUGGGCCACCUCGACGUCUACGGCCUCGGCACCGCGCGGCCCAUCGCGGACUACGCGAAGUACGCGGACUUCGACUUCGCGGAGAAGCGCAAGUCGCACGUCGCCUGGUGCAUCAAGGGCGACCGCCCGCCGGGCUUCGAGCACCAGGCCGGGUCCUACGCCGACCUAAGCCGGGCCUAG
This is a messenger RNA of Aureococcus anophagefferens, 1191 nucleotides long. RefSeq lists its product as hypothetical. NCBI's taxonomy places the organism in Eukaryota, Pelagophyceae, Pelagomonadales, Pelagomonadaceae. The transcript has a single exon. The annotation marks the transcript as partial. The record is from RefSeq and is a predicted model, not a curated record.